Messenger RNA from Peronospora matthiolae, 390 nucleotides. The record is from the annotation of a GenBank genome assembly. Lineage: Eukaryota; Oomycota; Peronosporomycetes; Peronosporales; Peronosporaceae.
AUGGGCGGCACGGAAGCGGGGGGAGCUGUGAUGCUGGUGCCGGUGAGAGUGGACCAAGCAGCGAACGAGUGGUGUCUGCUGGAGUUUCAGGGGGACUUGAUUCGCUGUGGUGAUGAUGCGCUGGAUCUGCGGGACGUGGAUAUUGGGACACUUCGGUUCGGACCGCGUGGGGCGCUGACACUGCGGAUUGGGACGCACGUGGUGACUGGGAGAGUGCAAACGCUGCCAAAACCGCUUGCGAUUUUGCGGAAAGAUGCGAUGGAGGACGUUGUGGACGGGGCGACCGACGGCAGGGACGACGCAGCAGGGGGACGGAUCCAGUACGAAGUCGUGGGGAUUGCUCGCACGCGCGUCGUGUUUGCAUCCCGACCAAAGCCUGUACUCGCGUAG